AUGGAAGAGAAAAUUCCUCUAGCGCAGUAUCUCUUUCGACGCCUCUACCAAGCUGGCGUGCGGGCCGUCCAUGGGGUCCCAGGCGACUAUAGCAUCUAUGCCGACAUGACCGUCAGAAUCACGGCGGCUCGAGAAAACCUCAUCGAUGAAGCCACGGCGACGGCUCAGAUCGAUCAUGCUCUACGAGAGUGUGUGCUUCAGUCCCGACCUGUGUACAUCCAGCUUCCAAUCGACCUUGGAAAUGCUGGUACAUCGCGAUAUGGCGCGGUGGUCGAGGCCAACGAGCUUGCACGUCGCAUGGGGAUUGUAACGUGCACGAUGUUCUUUGGGAAGAGCAUCAUCAACGAGACUCUUCCCAAUUUCCACGUUGUGUACGCAACGGCCGGGCCACGGGUGAUCUCAUCUUGGGUGAACCAGUGCGAUCUAACUCUUUAUGUUGGACCUCGGGUGAGCAACAUCAAUACGUACGGAUUCACGACGAUCCCGCGCACGGAGACUGCCAUCAGCUUUGAUCGGGACUCAGUUAUGAUCUGUGGUACCACGAAAUACAAUGUUCCCCUCAAGGCACUCCUGCGCGCGAUGCUCGAUCGGCUCGAUGCUGUCCAGCUGCCCACGGACACACCCUGGUCCGUCGUUCCCAAUCCACGCCAGGAUCUCGCCGCCUUACCCCCGGCCGAGCCCGCACAUGUACUGAGCCAUGACAUCUUCUGGCGGCGCAUGUCGCACUUCUUCCGUCCCGGGGACAUUGUCAUGACAGAAACCGGAACGUCUAGCACAGGCAGGCGGGAGUUUGUGCUGCUCGAUAACACCCAGCUGAUCAAUUCCAGUAUCUGGCUCUCGAUAGGGUUCAUGCUACCAGCCGCGCAGGGGACUAGCCUGGCCCAACGCCGUGGGAAGACGAAUGGGCGCACAAUCCUGUUUGAAGGCGACGGCAGCUCCCAGGUGACAGCGCAAGAGCUGAGCACGGCCAUCCGCAAGCGCCUGGAUCUCAUCGUCUUCCUGAUUAACAAGAAUGGGUACACCAUCGAGCGCUUGAUCCAUGGACGGGACGCGGAAUACAACGAUAUCGCCGUAUGGCGCUACCUGGAGAGUCCCAGUUGCUUCGGGGCUCCUGUUAAUGGCUCCUAUAACGUGCAGACUGCUAGGGUGGCUAAUUGGGGCGAGCUUCAUGCGCUGCUUGAGGACAAGGCUUUCCAUUAG
Messenger RNA from Aspergillus affinis, 1200 nucleotides. RefSeq lists its product as uncharacterized. The coding region runs from base 1 to 1200 and encodes 399 amino acids. Lineage: Eukaryota; Fungi; Ascomycota; Eurotiomycetes; Eurotiales; Aspergillaceae. The record is from RefSeq and is a predicted model, not a curated record. Gene Ontology annotation, molecular function: thiamine pyrophosphate binding; magnesium ion binding; carboxy-lyase activity. The transcript has 2 exons.